This is a messenger RNA of Candidozyma duobushaemuli, 1416 nucleotides long. RefSeq lists its product as uncharacterized. Gene Ontology annotation, molecular function: double-stranded DNA binding; RNA binding. The transcript has a single exon. Gene Ontology annotation, cellular component: transcription export complex 2. The coding region runs from base 1 to 1416 and encodes 471 amino acids. Gene Ontology annotation, biological process: transcription elongation by RNA polymerase II; post-transcriptional tethering of RNA polymerase II gene DNA at nuclear periphery; poly(A)+ mRNA export from nucleus. The record is from RefSeq and is a predicted model, not a curated record. NCBI's taxonomy places the organism in Eukaryota, Fungi, Ascomycota, Pichiomycetes, Serinales, Metschnikowiaceae.
AUGAACGUAACCAGUGAUUUCCUACAACAGCUACAGGCGGCCACUAAGAAGCAAUCCAAGCAACAAGCCCACGAACUACUUCAUCUGUUACGCCUACAUCCAUCGCUUAAUCCUUGGAUAGUCAAGCUUUACAACAUUGGUAGUAUCGAUGAUGCACAAUUGCAGGAGGAAGUUGAGAGAAGAAAUUUCUACAACGACGAAUGGAUGGCUUUCCAAGAAAUUGUCUCAAGCUUCAUCAGGCUCUCCAAUCAGCUCAAUCCUUACUCAAUGCUGGAAUCCUUCGAUCUUUACGCUGCAUACAUCAACGACUUAUCAGUGGCCUUCACCAACAAGUCUCAUGGCUACUUAUUGACUCCACUCAUUCAAGACACAAUUGACUUUGUGAUUCCGAUGGCAACACAGCUAGACAUGCAGCUCAUACUCGUGGAGAGCAGCAGAAAACCACGUCUAGUGUAUUUGGCGUCUAUAUUGUUGAAGAUGUUCAACAAUAUAAGAUCGCAAUUGGGUGCUGGAGAUCAUAUCGAGGCCGCCAAAAAGUCUAUCAUGUUAUUGAUAGGUGUUCGACUUUGUCUGAUCUAUUUCAAGUUGGAGAAUCCUCUCCUUUGCCGCAACGUCUUUUCUAACAUGAACAAUGCCAACUUGAGGCUAAGCGACUUCCCGAAAAACCAACAAAUCCAGUACAGGUACUACCUAGCACGUUUUUACAUGGUGAAGUACCAAUUCGUUGAUGCUUACCAACACUUCCAGUGGUGCUUGCAGAACACUCCCGCCAACUACAUCAAAGACAAUGCCAACGUCACCAGAAUCUUGCGCCAAAUGAUCCCGCUUGGAAUCGUAAUCGGCAAAAAGCCCAACUUCAACAACAUCUACACAACAUUUUAUUCUUCACGGGAAUCGUCACCGGCAUUUUUGGAGACAUUUGAAGAUCUCGCACGAGCCAUACAAGUGGGAGACUUUGACACUUUCUCAAGAGUACUCAACGACCCAAAGAACUACAAAAUGCUCAAGGAGCAUCAGCUUUUGCUUCUCUUUGCAGAAAAAGCACCCCUUCUUAUUCUCCGCAAUUUAUUGAGGAAAGUAUGGUCAAUACAAGGAGGGCAGGCCAAGCUAGACUACGAUAGCAUCAGAUGUGCCCUCGAUGCUUCCCUCGCAGGAACGCCUCUCCAUGCCAUCAAUUGCUUCGGCCAGCGAGUACUUGCAGAAAAUCCCGCCGACGAGAUAAAUGACUUUGUGAUUGAAAACUGCUUAGUCACAUUGAUAGACCAGAAUUUGCUCAAGGGCAAGCUCUUUCCGCGACUCCGUGUGGUUUCGCUUAGCAAGACGGCAGUGUUUCCUGCGGUAGCCGCGAUUUCUUUUGUAAAGUAUGGCAACGGCUCAGAGGGACGCCUCAAUUACGCGGACAAAUGGAUGAGUUAA